Messenger RNA from Cucurbitaria berberidis CBS 394.84, 1717 nucleotides. RefSeq names its product voltage-gated potassium channel subunit beta-1 channel-like protein subunit beta-1. The transcript is spliced from 8 exons. NCBI's taxonomy places the organism in Eukaryota, Fungi, Ascomycota, Dothideomycetes, Pleosporales, Cucurbitariaceae. The coding region runs from base 227 to 1246 and encodes 339 amino acids. The record is from RefSeq and is a predicted model, not a curated record.
UGAGCAAAAGGGCCGACGUCGCAACGUGGAGCGAAAUAUGUACGGUACUUAUGCUUGCCGCAUUUAAACUGACAUCAUGUUGGCUGGAAAUUGCCCCACCAAACAGUUCAGUAUGCCGUGCCCCUCAUCAGGACCGAGGCGCUCGACCACCCUUUUGUACAUUGCAUCGUUGUCUAUUUUCAUAAAUCACAAAUCUUCAAUAACCCAUCCGGCUCCAUAAUUCAAUAUGCCUGCCGUAGAAUCCAAGUUUGACCCCAAAGACAUGGAGUUCCGCCGCCUGGGACCUGCAGGUCUUAAGGUGUCGGUCUUCUCUCUGGGCGGCUGGUUGACGUAUGGUGGAACGCAAUCUGGGUCAAUCGUCAAGGACUGCAUGCAAGCAGCCUGGGACCACGGCAUUAACUUCUUCGAUACUGCAGAGGCUUACGCAGCCGGAGAGUGCGAAGUUGAGAUGGGGCAGGCGUUGAAGCAAUUAGCGUGGCCACGCGAUGAGUUUGUCUUGUCCACAAAGGUAUUUUUCGGAACGAAGAGAAAGGAGCCAAACACGAGGGGUUUGUCCAAGAAGCACAUCAUUGAGGGUCUGAAAAGCUCCCUCGCCCGUCUCGAGACGCCCUAUGUCGACAUUGUCUUCGCUCAUCGCCAUGACCCUGACGUGCCAAUGAAGGAGAUUGUCGAGGCAUUUACGCAGGCCAUUCAUAUGAACCUGGCAUAUUACUGGGGUACAAGCGAGUGGAGCGCGGAGCAGAUCCAGGAGGCUAUCAAGAUCGCAGAGAAGUAUCAUCUCAUCGCCCCGGUGGCCGAGCAGCCCCAGUACAACGCCUUCCAUCGCGAACGUUUUGAGAAGGAGUAUGCGCCUUUGUACAAGGACUACUCUUACGGUACGACUAUAUGGAGUCCGCUGGCUUCUGGGUUGUUGACAGGCAAAUACAACGACGGUAUACCCGAGGAUAGUCGUUACGCUUUGAACCCGGACAUGAUGAAGAGUAAUAUUGAGGCAUUGAAGAGCGAGGAAGGUCAGAGCAAGAUCAAAAAGGUCAAGGAGCUGACAAAGAUUGCCGAGAAGCUGGGAGGUACCACAACGCAACUGGCGCUUGCAUGGGCUGCGAAGAACUCAAAUGUUAGUACUGUCAUCCUUGGAGCGACGAAGCCAGAGCAGGUUCACGACAACUGUGGCGCCAUCAAGCUUCUGUCCAAGCUGACACCAGAGCUUAUGGAGGAGAUUGAGGGAAUCCUUGGCAACAAGCCGUAGAUUGUCAUGCGUCUGUUGGAAGUGUGAACAGGUGAACAGGUGAACAUGGUAGGCAAUGUAAACAGAAUAUGAUGCUUGGUUUAUACGCGAACUAGACUCAAAUGCACUCCAUCAUGAAGCGACGUAGCAAUAUGAGCAAGGCUUGCCUGAACACUGCCAGCUGGUGAUAGCCAUAUUCUCUUGGAGAAAUGUUUAGAAACCGUAUAACAGAGCUCACAUGACGGAGCCGAUGUCGUGUCCAACUCUAUUAGAGUCAAUUCCUCCAGCGCCGUGUGAUGGGAAUGGUUAACCACGGACAAGAUCGUCCUGGUGCAGCGGCUCCCAAGCCCGCAAACGUGCGGCAGGGCGUCCAACAUGCGUGAGCAACCACAUCAGUCAUCCGGCGCACGCUUCGCCUGAACAAAACAGAACAAUGAUAAAGGUGUCGUGCGCGUCCUCAGCUUCAUUUUCUGGUCUUGGCUUUUCUCCAGC